AUGGACAACGAGAAUCCCGAGCCCAUCAUGAAUAAUGAACUCGUGCCCAUGGAGGAUGCAGAAACCACAGUGGAUACUCAAGACAUGGAGGAGACUCCAACACUGGACUCGGUAAUGCAACUCGAUGUCUUGGAUCAUCCUAGUCAGCACAACUACCAUGUUGAGAUUGUGCCCCAGAACAGUGCCGAGCAGCCUCCCACCAGGCGCCGCAAAAAGAAGUCUGUUGUCUGGGAACACUUCACCAUUGAGACGAUUGGGUCUGGCUGCAGGAGGGCAUGCUGCAAGCAGUGCAAGCAAUCGUUCGCCUACAGCACGGGCAACAAGGUCGCUGGCACCAGCCACCUGAAGCGCCACAUAGCCAAGGGGACCUGCCCAGCCGUCCUCCGUAAUCAGGAAAGCAAAGACCAGCUCACUCCCUACAGUGCCCCAACCAAGAUGGCGCCUGCAUUCUCCUCCGACCCGCCCAAGAAGAGACGCUACAGGACGGCUGGCAUCCCUUACGUUGCCUUUGAUGCUGACCGCUGCCGGCAUGAGAUUACCAAGAUGAUCAUCAUGCAUGAUUACCCCCUCCACAUUGUUGAGCACCCGGGCUUCGUGGCCUUCACCCAGAGCCUUCAACCCCGUUUCGACAUGGUCAGUUUCAACACCAUACAGGGAGACUGUGUCGCCACCUAUCUCAAGGAGAAGCAGAGCAUCCUAAAGGUGAUUGAGGGUAUGCCCGGCCGUGUCUGCCUCACACUUGACCUCUGGUCCUCGCCCAAUACCACAGGCUACAUUUUCAUAAGCGGCCAGUUCAUUGAUAGCGAUUGGAAGAUGCACCGGAAGCUUCUCAACGUCAUUAUGGAGCCCUUCCCAGAUUCUGACACCGCCUUUAGCCACUCGGUGGCUGCAUGCCUUUCCGACUGGGGCAUAGAUGGGAAAUUGUUCUCUGUGGUUAUAAACCAGUCCCUGAGUGAUGCUGCUGUUGACAACCUGAGGGCUCUGCUCUCUGUGAAGAACCCACUCGUGCUCGACGGGCAACUGUUGGUCGGCAACUGUUUGGCUCGUUCCUUGAGCAGGAUUGUCUGUGACACCUUGGCUUCUGUGGUGGGCAUCGUUAAGAAAGUGAGGGACAGCGUAAAGUACGUCAAGACCUCAGAAUCGCGUGAGGAGAGAUUUCUUGAGCUGAAGCAGCAGCUUCAGGUUCCCGGCUCCAAGGCCCUGGUGAUCGAUGACCAGACCCGGUGGAAUACAACUUAUGAUAUGCUGCUAGCCGCUCUUGAGCUGAAGGAGGUCUUUUCUUGCCUGGGCACAUCUGACCCUGACUACAGGGAUGCCCCCACGGCCGAGGACUGGAAGCAGGUUGAGACCCUCUGCAAUUUCGUGAAACCCCUGAUCGAGACGGCCAAUCUCCUCCUCACAGUGUCCAAUGCAUCUCCACCCACAACAAACGCGUUCUUCCAUGAGGCCUGGAAGAUCCAGCUGGAGCUGGCCCGCGCAGCCAUUAGCGAGGACCCGUUUGUCAGCGGCCUCACAAAGCUCAUGCAGGAGAAUUUCGAUAAGUACUGGAAGAGUGUGUGCUUCAUACUGGCAAUUGCAGUUGUAAUGGACCCGCGUUUCAAGAUGAAGCUAGUUGAGUUCAGCUUCUCAAAAAUAUAUGGGGAGGAGUCGACCUCGUAUGUGAAGAUUGUGAACGACGGGAUACACGAGCUUUUCCUCGAGUAUGUGGCCCUCCCUUUGCCUCUGACUCCAGCCUAUGAGGAAGAGGCCAACGGGGGCCCAGGCGCAGUCAAGCCGGAGGACCCACAGGGGGGUAUAGCAAGCAACGAACUUGGGCUCACGGAUUUUGAUGUCUAUAUUAUGGAGACCACGAGCCAGCUGGCAAAGUCAGAGCUGGACCAGUACCUGGAGGAGUCACUUCUCCCCAGGGUGCACGAGUUUGAUGUGGUUGGGUGGUGGAAGCUUAACCGAAUCAAGUAUCCGACCCUCUCUAAGAUGGCCCGCGACAUUCUGUCAAUACCUGUGAGCACGGUGCCUGCAAGCUUGGUGUUUGAUACGGUGCGGAAGGAAAUGGAUGGCUACAAGUGCACAUUGCGACCCGAGACAGUGGAGGCUGUUAUUUGCCACUAUUGGAAAAUCAUGUCGGAAAUUUCGGCUUCCUUUCGGCUUGCGAGUGGCGGGGUCGUCGGACGACCAACUUCAACCAAGGGUUGUGGGAACUCGAGCGAUUUAUUGGGCACCGGCGGCGGAGGGUUGAGCACUGAUGGAGUUUGCCCAAGACGGCGUGGCGAGACGAAGGGUGUCCUCGCUUUUUGA
Messenger RNA from Striga hermonthica, 2295 nucleotides. The record is from the annotation of a GenBank genome assembly. Lineage: Eukaryota; Viridiplantae; Streptophyta; Magnoliopsida; Lamiales; Orobanchaceae.